CCCUACCAAUCAAGACCAUCCAAUCCAAACCCUACCCACCCUUCCCCCACCCCACUCACCCGAUCCCCUCUCGCUCUCCCCAUCUGCAGCGCUGCCGACAGAGCCACCGCCUCCCGCCUCGCCGGACCCGGCGCCGCCGCACCUCCGACACCUCUCCCACCUCUCCCACCUCUCCCGGAUCGGGCGCCGCCGCACCAUCUGCUCCCAGAUCCAGAGAUCUCAAGUUCCAUCACCUGUUAGCAGUACAGGCAGAAUGGAUGGAACAGUGCAGACUCCAAGCGGCACCGUGCCACGUGUUGCUGCCCACCCUAGCGUGAACGGCAACGGCGCUGCCAGGCACUUGCAUGAUGAAUGGCUGGAAGAGUAUGAAGCUGGCGUUUUCAUGAAGCUGAAGGACCUCGGUGAUGGCACUCGUGAGCUGAUGAGGGUUCGGUUCAGCAAAACGCGCUUUGGGGAGCAUCAGGCUGAGAAUUGGUGGAAAGAGAAUCGCGAGAAGGUUUAUGAGCGAUACAACGUGAGGACCUCCCAACGAGCGUCGUCAGCAGCCUCGACCCACUCGGCCUAAUAACCUACCUUCCUGUUUCUUCACGCACAAACUGCAAGGCCAGCCAUCAAUGAGCAGCAGCAUAUCGUGAACGAAACUAAGGGUUAUGUCAUAUGUGUACUGGGGUGUAGACCCGCCAUAUGUGAUCUUUAUCGUCUCUUGAUACUGUGAUAUUGAGACUGGUAAGUAAGGUUCGGUUGGUGCUUAAUCAGCAUAGGCCGUAGCAUGGGCCCUAUCCUAGUGUAAUGUGCAUAAUGUAGUAGAACUGAACCCAUUAGUUGUGAGGUUAAUGUAGUCUAUUUAACUAGUUAUUGGUCUUGUCAAAACCCAGCCCAUUAAUAAUCUUGUUAUGUGAAGCAAAAAGUGCAUCUAUUGUCUUAA
Molecule: messenger RNA, 925 nt
Organism: Triticum aestivum (bread wheat)
Lineage: Eukaryota; Viridiplantae; Streptophyta; Magnoliopsida; Poales; Poaceae
Product: PH, RCC1 and FYVE domains-containing protein 1
Exons: 3
Coding region: 254-565 (103 amino acids)
Source: RefSeq, a predicted model, not a curated record